ACCUAGGAAAGGCUCGGUGGAUCCUCCUCCGGUCCCUCCUCCUCCUCCUCGUGAUUGGGUGACGCAAGCCUAAGGAGGCUGCUUCACCUCUGCGGCGGCGAGCUGCUGCCAGGCCAGCCGGCGGCAGAGCGACCUUGUGUCCCGAAGCAGACGGGGAGGGAGCGGCUGCACCGGCCGGAGCGCAGCCUGGCGCGCACCUGUGCAUAGAGGCGGAGCGGAGGUGUGAGCCUAGCAGCCAACGGAGUUAUUGGCAAGAUGUGGAAGGUGACUAUCUUGUGGGUGCUGCUGGCCCUGGAGCCCAGUGAAGGCAUUUUCCGCAAAUUGUAUAGAAAUUUCCAGGUUUGGGGCCCAAGCCACGGAGACCCAGGACAGCCGCUGUUCCUCACGCCUUACAUCAAAAGUGGAAAAAUUCAGGAAGGCAAACAGUUGAGUUUGGUCAGCCCAUUCCCAGGAGUCAACGUGAAGAGUUAUUCCGGCUACCUCACUGUGAACGAGACUUAUAACAGCAACCUCUUCUUCUGGUUCUUUCCAGCUCAGGAAAACCCCAACGAUGCCCCAGUUGUUCUCUGGCUCCAGGGGGGACCAGGGGGAUCCUCGAUGUUUGGACUAUUUGUGGAGCAUGGGCCUUAUGUCGUCAACAAGAACCUCACGGUUCGAGCACGAGAUUUUCCUUGGACUGCGAAAUUCUCCAUGCUGUACAUUGACAACCCAACCGGCACUGGCUUCAGCUUUACUGAUGAUGCCCGAGGAUUUGCAACCAGUGAAGACGAUGUAGCAAGAGAUUUAUACAGCGCGCUCACUCAGUUUUUCCAGCUGUUUCCAGAGUACGGGAAGAAUGACUUCUAUGCAACUGGAGAGUCUUAUGCAGGGAAAUAUGUGCCUGCCAUCACCUAUUACAUACAUCUGCUCAAUCCCACAGCCAAGGUCAAGAUCAACUUGAAAGGUGUUGCUAUUGGGGAUGGCUUUUCUGAUCCAGAAACUAUCAUAGGAGGCUAUGCGGGAUUCCUGUACCACAUUGGUUUGUUAGAUGAGAAGCAGAAAAAAUACUUCCAGAAACAAUGUGCUGAGACCAUCAAGUACAUCAAGGAGGAGAAUUGGAGGAAGGCCUUUGAAAUUUUUGAUAACCUGCUGAAUGGCGACUUAACAAGUUAUCCCUCCUACUUCCAGAAUUCUACAGGAUGUUCUAAUUAUUUUAACUUCUUACAGUGUCAGGAACCAGAAGAAGAAAAAUACUUUGGAGACUUUCUGUCACUGCCAGAAGUGAGAAAAGCCAUCCACGUGGGCAACCUGACUUUUCACGAUGGUUCUGAAGUUGAGAAACAUAUGUGGACAGAUUGGUUCAAGUCGGUGAAGCCUUGGCUAACUGAGAUCAUGAAUAACUAUCGGGUGCUGAUCUACAGUGGGCAGCUCGAUAUCAUAGUGGCAGCACCCCUCACCGAACGUUCCCUGAUGGUCACAAACUGGAAAGGACUACAUGAUUACAAGAAGGUGGACAAAAAAAUUUGGAAGGUGCACAGCUCUGAUGUGGAAGUGGCUGGUUAUGUACGGCAAGUUGGGGAUUUCCACCAGGUAAUUGUUCGAGGUGGGGGACACAUCUUACCCAAUGACCAACCUCUACGGUCUUUUGACAUGAUCAACCGCUUUAUUUUUGGAAAAGGAUGGGAAGCUUGCUAAUGGCUGCCAGAACUCCUCAGAGGAACUUAGGACCUCUACCUCUCAAGAACAAAAAAUGUAGAAAACUGAAAAGAAGCUGUGAUUUCUGGAAAUUUGUCUAAAUCACUGCAUCAUCACCCAAAUUUUUUAAUUUAUAGGAAAAUUCUGUUUCAUCAGUUAAAAAUAUAUAUUUCAAACAAACGAUUUUUUCCUCCCCCAAAAAUGAACUUUAGGGAAGCAUUGUAUAGCCAUGAGGAUUAUGCGGUUUACUUUAAAGGAAAAAUGAGUUGUGGAAAGAAGCCUGGACUGGGGUCAGGAGACUAGAGCUCCAAUUUCAGCUCUGCUGCCUCUCAUCUAGGUGACUUUGGACAGCAAGAUACAUCACCUCUGUUGAGCCUCAGGAUCUGCAUGCCUUACUUUGCUGGAAUGUUGUAAAGAAAACACUUUGGAAACUCUGGUUCCUAUGAAAUGUGAUUUGUUUUACAAUACUAUGACUUGUAUUCAUUUGGGGACAAGAGAAGUCAGGGAAGAUAUGAAUGAACAGAUGCAAAAUGAAGUGAGCAGAACUAGGAGAACAAUUUAUCCAUAACAACAUUGUGAAGGCAAACAAUUUUGAAAAACCCAACAACUCUGAUCAAAGCAGUGAUCAACCAUGAUUCUAAAAUGAUGAAGAAUGUGAUCUACCAGAGAGGUGAUAUGGAAGAUACUGACUCAAGAUGCAGAAUGAGACACAUGGUUGGAUGUGGCCAAUAUGAGAAUUUGUUUUGCUUGACCAUGCUUCUUUGUUACAAUGCAUUUUUUUUGUUUUUGUUUUGUUUUUUCCCCCAGAAGAAAAA
This is a messenger RNA of Dromiciops gliroides (monito del monte), 2489 nucleotides long. RefSeq names its product carboxypeptidase vitellogenic like (gene CPVL). Lineage: Eukaryota; Metazoa; Chordata; Mammalia; Microbiotheria; Microbiotheriidae. Gene Ontology annotation, molecular function: serine-type carboxypeptidase activity. Gene Ontology annotation, biological process: proteolysis. The coding region runs from base 256 to 1674 and encodes 472 amino acids. The record is from RefSeq and is a predicted model, not a curated record. The transcript is spliced from 13 exons.